AUGGCUCGCAAAAACAACGGCUACCAAACCCUCGCCGACGCCGCUGACCCCGUCCAGUCAACCGCUGAUCAGCUCCCACCUGCCCCCGCACAACUUACAAAGAGCUCAAGUCAGAACAGCAUCACAAACACCCAUUCUGCUGGAAUUACCUCCGGAAGUGCUGGUGUCCCCCCAAAGAUCAUCAACCCAACCAAGCAGGCAUUCACCCAAUCCCACCAGCUCCAGUCACCCAUUCACUCCCAGAUCCCUGGCUCAGCUAACUUCACCGCCAAAACAAACACUGCCGCUGCCGCCGCUGGCUCUGGAAGCAGUUCAGGUGCUGGUACGAGUGCCGCGGGUGCUACUGGACGACCCACUGCUCUUACGACCGCCCACAAUCUGCCUACUGCUGGAAACGUCGCUGGAGGAGCAUCGAAUGCCGCCAUCAAUCAGCGUGGAAAGGUCAAACAGCCUAUGAGAACCACCAAAACAAGUCAGAAGUUGACUCUAUUCCCAGAAGAGAAGGAUGUGCCCAUUUUGGAGGACGAUUAUGUCUUUGAUGACACUACUUACAACCAGAUCGGACAGUUGUCUUCUAGCAUUGCAAGAAAUGAUGCCCAUCGUAUGAGUAAACUCGACAGACAGCAACUGCCUCGAGUGAUUGCGUACUGCACAGCUUCGUCUUACCGCAUGGACGAUCUCUUCAACUACCUCCAGUCCAGAAAGUUGACAAAUGGAGCGGCCCCCAAACGCUUUGAUGAAUGUAUCUAUACUCCUUUCUCGUACACAGUGACCUCAAAACCCCCCUCAACGGCCGAUCUCUUGGGUUUGGAUGAGUUGGCAACAAAUGGAUCAGGACUGCAGCAGCACCAAUCGAAAGACUCAAUUCCAGAGGUUCUCUACUUUGACUAUGGUGUUGUUGUGAUUUGGGGAAUGUCAGAACAGGAGGAAGUACGACUUUUGCAGGAGUUGGCCAGAUUCGAAGAGGAAAAACUUGACGAGGAGGAUGUUGAGACCGAAGAGUUUUCUUACCACUACAAUUCGCAAUACCAGCCAAGGAUUUAUAACGAUGUUAUCACGCUGAAGAGUGCCGGAAACUACAUGGUCAAGCUUACCAUUUCUCACGCCAUUGCUCAGUCUGUCAAGAUGACGCUCUUUGAGGGAUUGAUUGAGAAUACCAUUAAUGCCACCAAGAACAUCCCUCAGACCAUGGCCGAGACGGGCAAGGUGCCCAUGUCCAGAACUGCGAUUACGAAAAAGAUUGGACAGCUCUUUAUCAUGCGAAUCAACGUCAACUUGGUCAGCAAUAUCUUGGACACUCCGGAGAUUUUCUGGUCAGAACCCUCGUUCCAGCCAUUGUACUCGGCCAUCAGAGGUUAUCUGGAGAUUGGACAGCGUGUUGAGCUUUUGAACCAGCGCACGUCUGUGAUUAGUGACUUGCUGGAUAUGCUGAAGGAGCACUUGACGUCGUCGCACGGUGAGCAGCUGGAGUGGAUUGUUAUUGUCCUCAUUUUCUUUGAGAUUGUCAUUGGAGUGAUCACUAUCUGCCUGGAUGCCUUCAGCUACAGCCGUGGCGGUGGACACUAG
Messenger RNA from Linnemannia hyalina, 1566 nucleotides. The record is from the annotation of a GenBank genome assembly. Lineage: Eukaryota; Fungi; Mortierellomycota; Mortierellomycetes; Mortierellales; Mortierellaceae.